GGCCGGCGGCCGCAGUCUGCCGAGGGGCCGGGCAUGGAGCAGACGCGCGGAGCUCAGCGCCGGGGAGGCUGCAGCUGCUGAGUGCGCCCCGCUCUCGCCCGCCUGCUGCUUCUCUCCCGCCGCGGCGCGCUGCGGGGGACCAUGGGCUGCCCGGCUCGCCUUGCCCUCCUCCUCCUCGCGGCAGGAUUGAGUCUUCACUCUGCACAUUCAGACUUUACAUCCUCUCUCAGUCCUUCUGAGAGAAAUACCAUUACGUCAGAAUCAACUCAAACCACUGUCCCUGUCACCCCUGCUGCUAGCACAAUAGCAGACAAGCUACAAUCAGCAUCAGCAGCAACAGCAACCACUUCAAGAGACAAAGUCACCUCAGGACCAGCAGAACAGGGCAACACCAUAAUCUCCGUAGGCACCACAAAAGAGUUGUCAGCUGCCAAGAAACAUCUUGCCUCUCAUACAGAAAGAGCAGAUGUUUCAGCCACCAGCCCAUCACCGUCAUCAACCACUGGCUCAGAAUCAACAGCCACAGAACACAUCUCCAGGACUUCAGUUGCCAUCCUGACAAAUACAGCAGUUCCAGAUACAGCCACCCCUUCCACAACAGCUCCAGAUACAGCCACCCCUUCCACAACAGCUCCAGAUACAGCCACCCCAGCAACGACCUUCUCUCACCUAACUAAUACCUCGCCUUCAUCGUCAUUGGCAGGUUCUUCCACACAGACCACCAUUACAAAUCAAAACACAAUCCAGCUGCCAAAUGCAUCCACGGCAGCACCUGCUACAGAGGAUGCCCCUACUAAAAAGACGCCCACAGAGUCCUUCUCAUCAGGCCCUGCGAUCAGACAAACAUCUCAAGUAACUUUGGCAACCAAGUCUGUCGCAGAGGCCACCUCCCCUGAGAGCACCACUUUCUCCACAGGAGUAACCAUGGAAGAGGUCCAGCGGGCUUUAAGUUCAGCUGGUGUCCUUUGGGGCUAAGAGUGUGGACAGAGGUGCCGUACACCAGAAGGGAUGAGUGAUCUCUCCUCUAAACACAGACAUUGCGUGGUGCUGGAAAGCCGAGGUGGCUGAAUGAGAUACACCCGGAAAUGGAUUUUGGCUGCUGCUGCUGGCUCGCACUUGGCAGUGGGUGUGUGCCCAUUAUGUGGGAAGAGGGGGAAAAAUAAGUGUUACUAUCCCGGUAAAACAGAGUAGCAGCAUUGCCACAAAAUGACAAUGGGGGCAGAGGGGUUAUUUAAAAUAACCUAGGACAACGAUAAAGUCCACAGUUUCAAAGGUGCUGUGUGAAUGUAGUUAAGAGACUGAAGUAAGAUGGGCACUUGUUGCAGAAGGAAGCCCUGGCUGUCCUUAGCAGUAGUAGGUAAAAGUUCAUUCUUUCAGCGUACAAAAGAGGACACCCAGCUAACCAUGGUGUCAUGGGCAUUGGCAUGGCCACUUCCACAUUUCCCGAGUUCUGCCUGCCUCAGCUGUGCUGAACACUCUGCGCAUCCACACCUGGUGCCGGACACUUGCUCCCUCUUUCUCAGAGGAGGAAUCUUUGUCCCCAGCAGUGGGAAGGGGGGGACAGAGGAGCCAUGUAAGGGAGAAGAGAGGAAUUCCUAAAGAAAAACAGCAGAGAAGAAACUUUGUCAGGGAGAAUGGGAAGUGGAGAGGAGACCUAGCAGGGGCUGGCAGAUGUGACAAGCUGUGGCAGAAAUCUUAACAGGUCUGCAGAAGUCACCUAUUUGCUAGAUAUUUUGUCCAAAAUUUUUCAGAGUAGCUAGUGAGUGUGGCUGCUCAAUUUUCGGCACCUCACAGACAGUGCUGAUCUCCUGCCCUUUGAAAAUCAGGCCCUUCCGCGUGUCUCACGCUGGGCACCCACAGUCACCAGUGGCUUCUGAAAAUCUUGGCCCUAAUUUUUGAGAUUUUUUUUAUAAAAAACUGUAUUUUGGGGGGACCCUUCUGAGCUCUUAAAGUUUUAUUUAAGCUGCUAUAUAAGCACUGAACAGUGUUUUUGCAAAACCAUUUCCCUGUGAAGUAAUUACUGCUUGCGCAGAGGACUGUAUGCUUUUGUGGAUUGUUUUUGGAUGGUUCAGGUUGGAGGUAGGAAGUCGUGAGUCUGUCACUUGGGAUUUAUUUUAAAGGUGGUAAAAAAAGAAAACCAUUGACCGUAUUUUCAUUGUCUGCCAGACUGUGACCUGCGCGUUGCAGGGUCGGUAUUUCAGAACACACACGCUUCCAGUGUUUGCGGUGUUUAUUUUAUCCAAAUCCAUUCUGCUGCCUUUACCAGAGCAUAACGGUUACAAAAAUAUAAAGCUGUCCAACUCAUAUCAAAUAUCUCCCUGCUGCAAAGGGAAAUAUAAAGAUUGCAAGUAUUUCCCCCACCCCCAUGUUAUCAUACCAAGCAGACGAGAGCAUAAAGUGAGCAAGGGAAGUCUUUGUUUGACGUUUGGCCCUGGCAGUCUUCUUAAGCUAAUAGCAAUGCUGAGGGGAAACCCUUUUGUCCACAGGCUGCAGAAUGGAAUCAGUAGGGCAUUGGCAUUGCAGUCUAAGGUGGAGGGGCUGCAAGGCGAAGCCAAUUAACAGGCACCAUUGAAUAACUGUCAGGAAGCCCCCGCGGCCUGUAGCCCGUUGAAUACGUUAUUAGAAGCUGCAGAACCACUGGGCUCAGAAGCUCAUUACUUACGAAUAAACCUG
Messenger RNA from Chelonia mydas (Green sea turtle), 2673 nucleotides. RefSeq names its product prostate androgen-regulated mucin-like protein 1 (gene PARM1). Gene Ontology annotation, cellular component: Golgi apparatus; late endosome; early endosome. The transcript has 3 exons. Bases 142 to 975 code for a protein of 277 amino acids. Lineage: Eukaryota; Metazoa; Chordata; Testudines; Cheloniidae. The record is from RefSeq and is a predicted model, not a curated record.